Acanthopagrus latus (yellowfin seabream) is the source of this 3411-nucleotide messenger RNA. Its product is annotated as ankyrin repeat domain-containing protein 13C-like. The transcript is spliced from 13 exons. The coding region runs from base 499 to 2070 and encodes 523 amino acids. NCBI's taxonomy places the organism in Eukaryota, Metazoa, Chordata, Actinopteri, Spariformes, Sparidae. Gene Ontology annotation, cellular component: cytoplasm. The record is from RefSeq and is a predicted model, not a curated record. Gene Ontology annotation, molecular function: protein binding.
GAUGUAGCUGCUGCUCAGCUGGCUGUUUGUACCAUCCCGUUCGCCCGUAUUUUGCCGCACAGCGAACUGAAUCGAUGCCAUUUAGAACGUCAAAGGAGCGGUAGAAGAGACAACGAUGUAGCCGCUUGUUCCUCGUCCUCAUUCAUAGCUGUGUGUUAAUUUAGUGUGUGUGUGUGUGUGUGUGUGUGUGUGUGUUGUGUUAUGUUUAGCAUUAUUUUCUGUUUUCAUCGCCGCACCCACCGUAUUCAUUUUUUAUUGUGGGCUGGCUAGCUAACGUUCGCAGGGAGCUAAAGCUAACGUGGGCAGCAGGUGUAACGCUAUUUGAAAGGAGAGCAGCAGCCAGCUACGAGACAGCGUCGCUGUUGUUGUAAAAUAGCCGAGAAGCUCAUUUGAAAUUAUACCUGCAAGACUGCCUCCUCCCGGGUUUGUGCCACAUCUUUGCUCGCCAGCCUGUAGCAGUUAUUUUAGUAUAGCCCGGCUAAGCGCACGGUAGUCACAAUGACAGGUGAGAAGAUACGCACCUUGCGAAAGGACCACAACAAACCAAACAAAAAUGACGAGAUAAUGGACACGUACGAUGAGACCUCGAACGGGACUAUCCCUAACGGCACCGGGAACCAUUUCAAAUCCAACAAGGCUUUCCAGAAGUCAGUCAAAACCUCAGCACUGCAGCAGCAACAGCAGCUCAACGCAAACAACAUCAACGGGAAUUCACCAUCCAUCGGCACAGUUGUCAAUGACAAUAACAAGAACCCGAUAAUCCUCACAAGCGAGGACCUGGAGUUCCCUGUCCAUGAGUGUGUCUUCAAGGCAGAUGUGCGUCGGCUCUCCUCUCUCAUCAGGACCCACAGCAUCUCUCAGAAAGAUGUGCAUGGGAACACACCUCUUCACCUGGCUGUGAUGCUUGGCCACAAAGAAUGUGCCCUCCUGCUCCUGGCCCAUAACGCUCCCGUAAAGAUCAAGAAUGCACAGGGAUGGAGCCCUCUGGCAGAAGCCAUCAGCUACGGCGACAGGCAGAUGAUCACAGCAAUACUGCGAAAGUUAAAGCAGCAGUCAAGGGAGAGCGUGGAGGAUAAGAGGCCAAAGUUGCUGAAAGCUCUCAGAGAGCUUGGAGACUUUUAUCUGGAGCUGCACUGGGACUUUCAGAGCUGGGUGCCUUUGUUGUCCCGGAUGCUGCCAUCUGAUGCCUGUAAAAUCUACAAGCAGGGAAUAAAUAUCAGACUUGACACCACUCUUAUAGACUUCACCGAUAUGAAGUGUCAGCGCGGAGAUCUCAGCUUCAUUUUCAACGGUGAUGCUGAGCCCUCCCAGUCCUUUGUGGUUCUGGACAAUGAGGCAAAAGUGUACCAAAGAAUACACCACGAGGAGUCCGAGAUGGAGACGGAAGAAGAGGUGGAUAUAUUGAUGAGCAGCGAUGUCUACUCUGCAACCCUGUCCACCAAGUCCAUCUCUUUCUCUCGUAGUCAGAUCGGCUGGCUGUUCAGAGAAGAUAAAACAGAGAGGGUUGGAAACUUCCUGGCUGACUUCUACGCGGUGAACGGCCUGGUGCUCGAGUCACGAAAGCGCAGAGAACACCUCAGUGAGGAGGACAUCUUGAGGAAUAAAGCCAUCAUGGAGAGCUUGAGUAAAGGAGGGAGCAUCAGUGAACAAAACUUUGAGCCUGCGAGAAGACAGUCCCUCACAGCUCCAGCACCCAACACCAUUUCAUGGGAAGAGUACAUCACUGCAGAGCAGGGAAAGCCCCCUCAUCUUGGGAGAGAGCUCGUGUGUAAGGAAAGCAAGAAGAACUUCAAAGCCACCGUAGCCAUGAGCCAGGAUUUCCCUCUAGGCAUCGAGUCGUUACUCAACGUGUUGGAGGUUAUAGCCCCGUUCAAGCACUUCAACAAACUGCGAGAGUUUGUUCAGAUGAAACUUCCGCCUGGGUUUCCUGUCAAACUUGACAUCCCCGUCUUCCCAACGAUCACGGCCACCGUCACAUUUCAGGAAUUCCGCUACGAUGAAUUUGAGGAGUCUAUUUUCGUCAUCCCCGACGAAUACAAAGAAGACCCCAGUCGCUUCCCCGACCUCUGACCUGUAAACACAUCUGACGCUAAGAGGAAAUGACCAGCGAGCUGAUAGGUUUUGGAGGUGGAAAACAAAAAUAAGGAAUUGGAAUAAGGAAAUGUAUUGUUUUAUUAAUAUAUAUAUAUAUAUAUAUAUUAUCUGUUUAAACAAAAAAAAGAAAAGGUGAGAAAUGAUCUUACUCAUCAGUUUUUCUUCAUUUUGCUGAUGGCUCCAAGGCAAAUCAAUGCAAGCAGAUGUUACAUCUCACUUAUAGAUGCAUAUCGGCAGCCGUUACAUGUGAAAUGAGUGAUAGGUUUCAUUGUGCUCGCUUUUCACCACGCAAGCGGCUCAAUCCACUGCUCUGAGCUACUGUCAGAAGAUGCAGUCUGGACUCCUCAUCCUCACUGUUUUAAUAUCUCCUCCUCCUCCCCUGGAACUGAUCAAUGAAUUCUCAUAACUGAAACUGCACUGACACCAUCAUCUGUACAUAACUCACACCUUAUCUGUAAUUCAUAGCAAAAAGAAUCACAAAUAAUCGCUAUAUCCUCAAAUUGAGCUUAAUAUUCAUUUAUAAAUUAUGUACUAUAUAUAAAUAUAUAUACUCAAAAGGAGUAACACUGUGUAGCAAUACAUUUACAGUACUUAAGAAUGUUUUUAACCAGCUGGGAGAAAGUUUAGCAUAAAAAAAAAACAUUCUUAACAGUCUGAUAUCAAAGCCUUUUCCCCUGUGCAGGACGCAGUCUCCUGUGUUUUCAGGUUCACUCAUGUUACCUCUCAACCGUCUCCAUGUUUGUCGUGAUAGUAUGGACUCUGUGCUCCGUGUGAGUGAGUAAUUGUACUGUAUCAAGGAUCGUUGUAUGUACGUUUGUAUGUGGGAGAAACCCAGAUGGGAUAUCAGGUAAACUGUUCUUAGUUUAAUACUGCACUGAUAUUAAGUAUUUAAGGCAUGCUAUGGCUGUGUUGGCCUACUGGAUCACAUGCAUCUUUAAGGUAUAUUCUCUGAACGUUUGUUACAUUACCUGCAGGACUUACUGGUAUUUAGAUUAAAGGAAAAGUUGUAACACUAACACUUUGAAACACCUUUUAGUGCUGAUAAAAUCUCUCCUCGAUGGUAGUCUGCGCACUUUUCCUUUUAGUUUUGUUUUUGUUUUUUUCAAUCCAAGGAGAGCAAACCAAGCUGUGAAGUUAAUUUUGCUGGAUAUCCCAAAACUGUCCAGGUGGGAAAAUGAUCUGAUCCACUGAGUUGUCUCUGGCUUCAGCUAAUAUGUAAUGCAACCAUACCUACUUCACAUCCCUUUAAAUAAAGCACCAGCAUCAUGUUUCAACUGACUUUGUGCAAGUAUAAUAAAAAUAGUAUUGUAUAAGAGA